AUGGCUCCUCCGAAGUAUUUGGAGGCCGCGAAGAAGGCUUGUCAGCGGAGGAACGAUGCUCUUGCUGCUUUUUAUCAACCUCCAGAGUGGGAUGAAUCAAAAUUGCCCGCGAAUCUGACCGAGUACUCCCUAGAUUCGGGAUACUAUUCUUCAGAAGAGCUUAAGAUAAUUCAGACGUCGGCCAGGGAUAUUCUGGUUAAUAUUGCACAGAAAGAAUGGACUUCCCUAGCAGUCACGCAGGCAUUCUGCAAGGCUGCAGCACUCGCUCAGAAACUGACGAACUGCUUGACAGAAGUCCUCUUCAAAGAAGCCUUCGAGACGGCUAGGACUCUGGACGAGCACCUGGAGCUGACCGGAAGUAUUGUUGGCCCUCUCCACGGUCUCCCGAUCUCGUUGAAAGAUUGCUUCAUCAUUGCACCUUAUCCAGCUUCCAUCGGACUGGCCGCCCUAGCGAACCAGCCUCAAAAUAAUGACACGGUUCUGGUAUCGAUCCUUCGAGAGCUGGGCGCCGUGCUCUACGCCAAAACAAAUGUACCUACAAGUAUGCUCAUGACAGAGACGACAAACUGCAUCUGGGGCGAGUGUCGCAACCCACUUCAGAAACUACUCAGUCCUGGAGGAUCCAGUGGAGGGGAAGCCGCGUUGAUCGCUUUCCAUGGCUCGCCACUCGGGGUCGGUACCGACCUAGGUGGGAGCAUCCGCACACCUGCAGCGUGGUGCUAUUUGUAUGGCCUCAAGCCCAGUGUUGGUCGAUUUCCGUCAUGGGGAGGCAUGUCUGGGAUUCCUGGACAGGAAUUUGUUCCUGCCGUAAGUGGUCCCAUGGCAAGAGAUCUAGAUUCUCUGCGCCUCUUUUGUGAGACGAUUCUAUCCCCAGCCGCGGCCCCCUGGAGAAAAGAUCCAAAAUGCCUCCCGAUGGAGUGGAAAACCAGUGUGCUGAAGCAGGGAACAAAGCUCCGGGUUGGGCUGAUCGGGAGACAUGAUGGUGUGGUCCACUGUCAUCCUCCUGUCGAAAGGGCUCUGGGGUUGGUGAAAACGGCCUUGGAGGCCCAAGGUCAUGAAGUAGUUGACUGGCGCGUGGAUGACCAUGGCGAGAUUCUCAGAACUCUUCAACUGGGGCUGUCCACGCUCAGUGGCACAACUGUCGCCGACAUGCUCGAGGAGUGGGAUGAGCCGUUGCUUCCUUCCAUGGGCAGCUUCAAAGCCUCGCCCGAGCGCAGAAUAGUCCAGGCCACGGUCGUGGGCUCUAACAAUUUGAAAAAGGGAGAGUUGCAAAAGUCGUACCUCGAGCGCAUGGCAUCGAUCGAUUGCAUCAUUCAAGCAGUUUCCCCAUUUGCCGCCGCACGUCUGGGUGCUACGCAGGAGAGAUUCUACGUUGGGUAUACAGCUGUGUGGAACCUACUAGACCUUCCUGUUUGCACAUUUCCAGUGACAAUGGCCGAUAGAGAUCUAGACAAGGCCCGGGACCUGUCACAAUUUCAAUAUCUUAACGACCUAGACUCCAAGGUCCAAGCAGAGUAUGACCCGGACAUCUACCACGGCGCUCCUGUUUCAUUGCAAAUCGUGGGCAAACGGUUAGAGGAAGAAAAGGUCCUGGACAUGGUGGACGUUGUGGCAAAGGCUCUGAAGCAAUAUUGA
Messenger RNA from Exophiala oligosperma, 1635 nucleotides. RefSeq lists its product as uncharacterized. The record is from RefSeq and is a predicted model, not a curated record. NCBI's taxonomy places the organism in Eukaryota, Fungi, Ascomycota, Eurotiomycetes, Chaetothyriales, Herpotrichiellaceae. The transcript is spliced from 4 exons. Bases 1 to 1635 code for a protein of 544 amino acids.